GGCGCGGCGGGGUGGGGGGGCGGCCGCCGCCAUGAAGUGCGUGUUCGUCACCGUGGGCACCACCAGCUUCGAUGACCUGGUCGCGACCGUCUGCUCCCCGGCGGCCCUGCAGGUGCUGCGGAGCCGCGGCUACGAGAAGCUGGUGCUGCAGGUCGGGCGGGGCGCGCUGGAGCCGGCGGCGGGCAGCGGCCGGGCCGUGGCGCUGGAAGCGUUCCGCUUCAAGGACUCGCUGGCCGAGGACCUGCGGAGGGCCGACCUGGUCAUCAGCCACGCAGGUGCAGGCAGCUGUCUGGAGACUCUAGAAGAAGGAAAACCACUAGUAGUAGUAAUAAACGAAAAGUUGAUGAACAACCAUCAGCUUGAACUGGCAAAACAGCUCCACAGAGAUGGGCACGUCCUCUAUUGUAAUUGCAGCACUCUUGUGGAGACGCUGCAGAUGAUGGACUUAUCAACUUUGAAGCCUUUUCCUGCUGGACAGCCAGAGAAGUUUGCUUCAUUCUUGGAUAAAGUUGUUGGGUUGUCCGGCGGGAGACGGCGCCUGCGGGGCUUUACAGCGGCUUGGCGAACACACCUGCAAGCCAAGAGCCUGCGGGUGGGGGGUGAUGGAGCAGAACUGCACCCCUCUCGGGCAGCCCCCGCAGUGGUUAAACGGGAGAGCGGGACAGCAGCAGCCGCGCGCCGGGCCGCCACGCGCCGCAGCGCCUCGCGCGGGGCUGCCGUCUGUCGCCUCAGCCGUUCCCGCCUCCGCCGCGGCCGCCCGGGCACGAUGCAGAAGGGCUGGAAGAAGUACUUCGGGCAGAAGUCCUUCAGCGAGGUGGCCAUGGACGAGUACCUGGGCAGCCUGGGGCUGUACCGCAAGAUGACGGCAAAAGACGCCUCCUGCCUCUUCCGAGCCGUCUCGGAGCAGCUGUUUUCAUCUCAAAUUCAUCAUAUGGAAGUUAGGAAAGCUUGUGUCUCGUUUAUGAGGCAGCACCAGCAUAAGUUUGAAUCUUAUGUGGAAGGAUCAUUUGAGAAAUACCUUGAACGACUAGGAGAUCCAAAGGAAAGUGCUGGCCAGCUGGAAAUGAGUGCUUUAUCAGUGAUAUACAAGCAAGACUUCAUUUUGUACCGGUACCCUGGGAAGCCACCCACUUAUGCCACAGAUAAUGGCUUUGAAGACAAGAUUUUACUAUGUUGUUCCGGCAACGGCCAUUAUGACUCUGUGUAUACAAAACAAUUCCAGGAAAAUGCUGCUAUUUGCCAGGCUGUAUUAUAUGAGAUCCUGUACAAAAAUGUCUUUGACAUGGAUGAGGAAGAAUUAAGGUCUGCAGUUGAGGUGUUUCGAAGUGGAUCCAAGAAGAACAGAAACAGUGGAUCUGUAGGAAAUGAGGAUGCGAACUUUGAUUGUCUUCAUGAAAAAGUAUCCAGAAAUCCAUCAGAAAAGAGAGUGGACGACUGGGAAGGCAAUGAUACUGACAAUCCACAGGAAGAUAAGUUCAAACAAGGCAUUGAAGAAGAAAAGCCCUUAGAAAAUCCAUCAAAGAUGCCUGUUCCUUACAAAGUGCUAAAGGCACUGGACCCUGAGAUCUAUCGAAAUGUGGAGUUUGAUGUUUGGCUGGACAGCAGAAAAGAGCUUCAAAAAACUGACUACAUGGUGUUUGCUGGGAGACAGUACUAUUUAGGAGACAAGUGUCAGGUACGUCUGGAGCCUGGAGGUAAAUAUUACAAUGCUCACAUCCAGGAAGUUGGACAGGAUGGCAACACAUUGACUGUAUUUGUUGAGGAGCUGGCUGAAAAACAUACAGUUCCUUUGGCAAACUUAAAGCCAGUGACACAAGUGGCACCUGUCCUUGCUUGGAAUAUAGUUCCCAGCCGAAAAGGAGGAACCUAUCAGAAAAUAACAGGUGGAUACUUCUCAGGAAUAGAAAUGGAUAUAAAAACACGGAAGAGAUUGUUUAAGAAAGUUCGUGGAAAGGAUGCCAUAAUGUCUCUGGCUUAUAGCAGGGGUCAGCCAGUUCUUCCACCCCGGAUGCAGCACAGUGUUCCUUUGGGGCGCUCUCGUCCAGUGCACUGCUCCCAGGGUGGUGUAAACAUGGCACCUUACGAGCCCUAUCAUCCUCAGAAUCCUCCUCAGAGACAUCACCGUGGAUUUGGGAUGCCAAGGGGAUCUGCCCGCUUUAUAAACAGGCACAACAUGGUUGGCCCUCAAAUAGCAUUCUGCCCCAGGCCAGGAAAGAGAUGCUAUCAGAGCUAUGACAAUUUCUCCUGCAGGCCCUGCUCAUACAGCCGUAGCCGCCGUCAGAUGCAGUGUGUGAAUAAGGAAUGUCAGUAUGGGUUUGUACCAGGCAGUGGCGAGGAGCCUCAAGCCCCAGAAGAAGCUAUAAAUUUCUAUGACAUUGAGGAAGAGGAGGACACUGCUUUUCCUUCUUUACCAAGCCAGGGUAGCACUGCUCCCAUUGUCCAUGGUCCAGCACAAUUUUGGGUAGCAAGGAGGGGCCCAAACUCUGUUCCACCUAAUAAGCAGACCUCCUCAGAGGAGGAAGAAGAAACAAGUGAAAAUGGGAAAUUUCAUGAAGAUUAUAUCUAUGCAUCUCCAGAUCAUGACUGUGAAACUGCGACGGUAUUUAGUUCAGCAGAACCUACAGCAAACUUGGAAGAAGGGCCAGUCUCUGUGUCACCUCAGGAUGGAGUGGCUUCCUACAGCUAUCCUCAGAAGGUGAUGGUGAACUCUGCAGCAAUCUCAGCCUCAACAGGUGUUUAUGCUGCUCCAGCUACAGGCUUCACCUCACAUUCUGCUGCCUCCACUCCAGCCAGUGUCACAACAGCAGCUCCCCCACAAACAGCUGUUCAGCCAGUCAUAGUAUCUUCCCUUUCUAUAGGGAGGCCAGCAGUUUCUUCGGUGCCGCUCCCAAUUUAUUCAGCUCCUCUUCCUCCAGUCAGUGAGGUGGGAGAAGCUGGUGCUGUUCUUCCACCUUACUCUUGUGAUCCCAGUGGCAGUGAUCUGCCUCGAGAUACAAAGAUCUUGCGGUAUUAUUUUAAUCUGGGAUUGCAAUAUUGUCAUCAGAGCUAUUGGCCUUCCAUGGUGUAUGUGCAGCCAGUACUGCCACCGUCACCUGUGGAAGUUUAUCCAGCAUAUGCUGAGCCAGCUCCUGUCCUAGAUCAGUCAGUACCUCAGCUCUACACUGAUACUGGGCGAACUGAAGUCCACCAGGUUCCAUUGGAAGCACCUGCAAAUGGUAACUUUCAAAAUGCAGAGCCUCCACCUCUGUCCUAUGGGCCAGUAUAUUACCCAGUUGUGUCGGACCCUUUCAGCCAACAAUCUCUUCCUGGGUUUGAUUCCUUAGUACCCACCUAUCGCUAUGUUAGUACCUGGCAUCCAGUAAAUCCACCAUAUGGAAAUUCUCCUCAAACUGCUAAUGCUGUAAGUUCUGGACCACUGCACCAAGUCAGCUAUAUUGCCUCACCUAAUACUUCAUCUCAUGACGUGCCUCAAGGAAUGUAAGUUAGGAAGCUAUAAGCUCCCUGCUUGCCCUUGAUUUCUCUUGUUUGUCAACUAUAUGUUAAUACUGUUUUGUAAAUGUUAUCCUGUCGUAGUAGGCUGUGUCAGUUGGUAAACUGCAUUCCAGUUUCAUGUUUCUCUUUCGGUUUAUGGUAGUGCUAGUUGGCUUGGCAAGAUAUUCUAGUCUAUUAGGUAGGAAAGCAUAGGAGAAGAGUGUACACAAGCUAUAGUGCAGGGAAUACAAAGCUUGAAUUUGACUUACAUAAAGGAUUUGUAAAAACACACGCUGUCUCUGAAGGAGUGUUGCAUCAUGUAUCAUUGUGAGGGGUUGCACUAGAACACUAAGAUGCACCUGGUUCUUGUUUAAGCACUGAAAUAGGCUGUCAGUAUAACUAUAGAUAAAAAUUAAGCACAAGGUGAU
Messenger RNA from Apus apus (common swift), 3899 nucleotides. RefSeq names its product ALG13 UDP-N-acetylglucosaminyltransferase subunit (gene ALG13). The transcript has 29 exons. NCBI's taxonomy places the organism in Eukaryota, Metazoa, Chordata, Aves, Apodiformes, Apodidae. The record is from RefSeq and is a predicted model, not a curated record. Gene Ontology annotation, biological process: dolichol-linked oligosaccharide biosynthetic process. Bases 32 to 3481 code for a protein of 1149 amino acids. Gene Ontology annotation, molecular function: hexosyltransferase activity.